Oppia nitens is the source of this 4683-nucleotide messenger RNA. RefSeq names its product sushi, von Willebrand factor type A, EGF and pentraxin domain-containing protein 1-like. The transcript has 20 exons. The record is from RefSeq and is a predicted model, not a curated record. Lineage: Eukaryota; Metazoa; Arthropoda; Arachnida; Sarcoptiformes; Oppiidae. Bases 147 to 4601 code for a protein of 1484 amino acids.
AGUUUAUAUCUUAUAUAUAUAUAAAGUGAACCUCCAGUUCCUUAAACAUCAGUUGUUGUUAUAUUAUCACUAUUUGUCCAUAAAUUCUUGUGGGCAUUCAAUGGCAUUAUAUUACUUGGAUUAUUGGCAGAGCCACUGACCCGCCAAUGAAAGUCAUGCAAUCAUUAUUAUUGAUGAAAGACUCGGCAAACCCUUUAUUGCCAAUUGUUUUGUUGGCACUAAUUGGCUCACAAUUUAUACAACAUCAUCGGUAUGUUGUAGGAGCCGACACCAGCACUGAGCCGGAUGAUUUUGAUUCGGGCGAUGACGACGCCCUCUGUCCCCGUAAUCGCGAGGAGGCGGCGGCCAGAGGUAGACAGUGCUUAAGGAAAUGCAAGACAGACGCCGACUGUAUCUCAUCGCGCAAACGGUGUCUUUGCGAUGGACAGUGCGGUUGGAGUUGUGUCAGGCCUGAUUUAAAUUGUGAUGAAUUACCGCCGAUUGAAAACGGAAUAUUUAAAUUGAAUGGUAACUAUUUUGGCGCCCGAGUCACCUACCAGUGCAACGAUGAGUUCUAUAUGUCCGGUGCCCGGGAACGUGUGUGUCAGGGGGACGCCUCCUGGAGUGAUCAGUCACCUGAAUGCAAGAAAAAAGCAAUGUGUGGCAUACCAUUGACUGUACCACAUGCCCGGCAUUCAGCACCGUUAGAUCAAAUGGACUUCGAGAUCGAUGCCAUUGUACAGUACAGCUGUUUUCCAGGCUAUGAAUCAAAGGGAUUCACUGAAGCCAAGUGCCUAUUCUAUAACAAUACCGCUCAAUGGUUCGGACCCGACCUGAAGUGCAUACCCAAAAGCUGUGGACAUCCCGGCGAUAUAGAAAACGGCUAUAGGGAUGGGUUGGCCCAUACAUUCACAUCACGUAUCACUUAUGGAUGCAAUGAUGGAUACGAAUUAGUUGGAAGAGCUAAUAGAUAUUGUCAAUCAAAUGGACAGUGGAGUGGUGUACUUCCCUCAUGUAGACCCGUACAAUGUGCGAUACCAGAGGACCCAAUUAAUGGCCGGGCAUUAUAUACAUCGGUGAGCUAUGACUCAGUGGUCCGAUAUGAGUGCAAAUAUGGCUUUAAAUUGAACGGACCGAUCAACAGGACCUGUGCCAGUAAUAAACAAUGGAGUGAUGAACAGCCUAAAUGUCAGGAGAUCGACUGUGGAUCGCCAGGAACUCUACAUAAUGGGUACCUAGAGGUCAGGCGUACCAUUUUAGGAUCAACUGUUUAUUUCAAGUGUUUCGAUGGUAUGACUUUUGUUGGCGAUAGCAACUCGACGACAUGCCUGGACAAUGGGACCUGGUCACACCCAUUGCCUAAUUGCAAUGCUCCAUGUGUUGUACCCGAAGUAAAGAACGGAAGAGUAAACCUGUUUGCCGUCAAUCAGAUGGUCAGUCACGGACAGGUCAUUAAAGCCGAUUGUAUGCCUCAGUACGAGUUGCAUCACAACACGACUGAGGCCAUGUGCAACAAUAGCUCGUGGACGCACGUGCCUCAGUGUGUGCCCGCCCGGUGCAAAAUAAUGCCGGAUAAGCCCAAGAAUGGUCUGGUUAUUGCACCGAAAACAGAUCACGGUAUGAAAGCACUGUAUAAAUGCAGGGAUGGCUUUACGUUGGAGGGACCGAACCUUACGGAAUGUCAUUUUGGCAAAUGGACAGGUGCUACACCUAAAUGCAGUGAAGUUUAUUGUCCAUUUCCCGGUUUCAUUGACAAUGGAAAAGUAUUAUUAGUCGGACACAUGGGAAUGUAUGACUAUCGGCCGUACGUCAAGAAAGUUACAAAUAAUAAACAAAUACUUUUUGAAUGCGAUCGCGGCUAUCAUCUGAUACACGGACCUCCAGGUGCUACCUGUGUAGACGGUCAGUGGUCGCCGCAAGAGUUGCCCGAAUGUGUGCGCGGAUCUCAUCCAAAACCUCGUUGGCUGAGAAGUGUGGACAACAAUCGAAAGAGACGGUGGAUAUUAAAAGAAUUGAAUUAUGGCGACAAACCAUACCGUAAGAGAUCCCGUGCCCGUAGACACCAAAAAUAUAAAGCUCCCUGCAAACCAUUAAAGGAAACUCAGUGGAUGAAGAUAACGGUUUUAAAGUUCGGUGUCGGGAACGACUCCUUUCCUCACGGAACACGUGUUAGAAACUACUGUUCUAAUGGCUAUGUAUCCAAUAUCGGUAAUCUGACCGCAAAGUGUGCCAAAGGGAUGUGGAAACCGCGCGAACCAGACUGUCAUAUAGCUCCAUGUAUGACACCAUACGUGGCUAACGGAUACUAUUAUCACCGCAAAAUACAGUUAACCAUAGCGCACAAGAUAUCGCACGGCGAUGCCAUACGACUUGAUUGUAUGACUGGUCAUCAAAUACAGGGCACACCGACCAUCAGGUGCUGGUAUGGAGAGUGGACUGGUCCGCAGCCACAGUGCAUAGCAGCGCCCUGUUCGCUGCCCACCAUUCGUAAUGGCUAUUACUCAGGUGGAUAUCGGGCUGGUCUGACCAUAUCUCACGGUUCGGUCAUUGAGUUUCAAUGUAAACCCAAUUAUGUAAAAGGUGUUGAAGAACAACCUCGUUGUUUUGAGGGCAGACUGAUGCCGGAGCCGCCACAUUGUAUUGAACACGACUUAGUCAUGAAUGUCAUCAAUAAUAAGGCCAUAAAUGCUGACGAAUCAGUUUUAAUACAAGUGCCAGAACCACACGCCAGUGUCGAACCAACCCUAACCUACAACACUAGUAUGUCAUCACCGGAGCUGAUGUGGUGCGAACCGCCCGAGCGAUUGGAAAAUGUCUUAAAAUACGAGUCAUUUGCCAGAAAUCAUUUGCCACUUAUUAGUAUUGCACAAAUCAAUGAUGCGGAUAAUGAUGUCAACCAGACAUCCGCCAAUUCAAUGGAUACGAACACUCCCAGCACCACAACCACCAGCACUACUACCACCACAAGUACUACCAGUGCCACAACAAUCAGCACAAUAAUAGAUGGAGUGCUAGACUUUAGUAAUUCGUUUAAGAAAUCAUUGAAAGACUUUUUCAAUAUAACUGAACAAUCAAUUAGUAAUACAUUUAACGAAUCAGUAAUGACUAACAUCAGCGAUAAAAUAGAGAUCACAACUACUGGCCAAUCAAAUGAUAAGGCAUACCAUCCGCACGGAACACAAAUUGAGUUCAAAUGUUUGCCCGCAACCAAUGGCAUGAAGAGUACGUGGAUUAUCACGUGCGAGGACGGCGGUUGGAUUGGACGGGCGUCCAAAUGUGAGGAAGAUUAUGAAGCAUUGAAAAUCAAAGAAAACAAUACCUGUAUUUAUAUGAAUACCGAUCCCAAUGUGUGGGCAUUUAUCGGCGACCAACUUAUCGAAGAAUACGAAGAAUUGCCGGCCGGAACUCAAUUGAUAAUUCGGUGCAAAGAUAUCGGCAAAUAUAAUAUGAUUGGCAGUCGAUUGCGUAAAUGCCUGUACGGGGAAUGGGAUGGCGAGAGACCACAAUGUUUUGGACUGUCCCAGGAAAAUGAUUACGCAUUGGAGAAGCCGCCUACUAUUCUGUUUCGGCAUCAAUUAGGACCAAUUGCCCAGAGCGUGGACGGCAAGCUAAUUGUCUACCCGGGUACAAUUUUACAUUUAGAGUGCCUAUGGAAACGCAAGUUUGGUACUCCCAUCUGGGAGUGGAGUCACUCGUUUAGAAAAUAUAAUCAAGACUGGAGUCAAGAGCCGGGUCGCGAUUCUACACUCGAGUUCCGACUGACUAUAUUUCACGCCCAAAAAGAGGACUCCGGUCUCUACACGUGCCGUACGCCUAACUAUCACAGACACGCCGUUGAAAUUAUUGUCAAACCCGUACACUGUGCACAAUUAGUUGAGAGCAAUGGCCUCAAAAUUAUAAGCCCGAGCACUAAGAUGAACGCUAAGGCCAUGUUUACGUGUAGGUCCGGUAUGCGACUGAACGGUUCGGAUAGUGCCGAAUGUCUUCCAUCGGGCAACUGGUCUUCCGAAGCGCCUAAUUGUAUUAUAACUGAAUGUCCGGAUCUAAUGAGUACUACUAAUAAUACCGGCGUCAGUGAUAAUAAUGACACCCAAGCGAUACAAGUGUUAAACAUAUCGCAAAACGGUCGCUAUGUCGGCGAUGUGACCACCUUUUCGUGUCCCAUUGGCUACGGACUUCGUGGCAAAUCGGAAACAACGUGUCUCGACUCUGGACAGUGGUCCACUACAGUUCCUAUUUGUGAAGAAGUAUUUUGCGAGACUCCGGCCAAACCAGUGCACGGGUAUCUACAGGGAGACAAAAUACAACGUUUUCGCGGCGGCGAUAUCAUACAGUUUGCCUGCGAUACUGGAUUCAUGUUGGAGGGCAACCCUAUAGUCAUCUGCCAAGAAAACAGCAGGUGGUCGGGAUCACCACCUAAUUGUGUACCAGCGUGCACAUACCCGGGCACAACACACGGUGGCAUUAUAUCAAUUGUGAAAUUUUUUUACAGUGUCAACGAAACCGUACGUUUUGAAUGCGCCGACGGUUACGAAAUGAAGGGCAACGCUGUACUCAAGUGCUUAGAGAGCGGCCGAUGGAGUAGUGGAGUACCCGACUGUAACCUUACCAGACGGGGAUAAACAUCAUUAACACAUACACUCUCACUGUUUUGUGUAUAUUAUUGCACAAAUACACCCUCUCUUUCAUUCACAAACAAUUUAA